GUCACAGGAAGACAAGCCCAGCUUUGCCCACCACGGAGAAAGCUAGGACAUGGAGAGAGGGCUCAGUAGCUGAAACUGUGGGACCUGAGGCUCCGGGGAAGCUGCUGUGUAGCCCCUGAGAGUGGAAGACAGAAACCCUGCCCAAAGAGAUGAGGGAAAAGCAACAGCAGCUUGCCCAGGGUCACUUCCAACAUGAAGAUUCCAGUCAUGAUGUUUCUCCUACUGGUGUCUGUGGGCCUCAGGGAUGGACUUCAGGUUCAAAGUCACUCCAUCACACAACUAGACAUCUUUUCUCAAGAAAUACCCUUGGACAUGGCCCCAGCGUCCUUUGAUGACCAGUAUGCUGGCUGUGCAGCAGACAUGACAGCGGCUCUGCCAGGUCUCAACCACUCAGAGUUCCAGGCCAACAAAGUGUACGCGGAUGGAUGGGCUCAGGCCAACAGCCAAUGGCAGCAGCGCAAGGUUCCGCGGUCAGGGGGGGCCCUCAGCCCAACCCCCUUGCCCCCCUUGCCCUCCUUGCCCCCCUUGCCCCUACCACCCCCGGGCUUCCGGGAUGAGCACGGGGUGGCACUCCUGGCCUACACGGCUAGCAGUUCCCUGUACAGGAAAUUCAACGCGGCAGUGCGCGAGGCGGGUCGCUCUCGGGCCCACUACCUCCACCACUUCUCCUUCAAGACCCUCCACUUCCUGCUCACCGAGGCCCUGCAGCUGCUCGGGAGCCACCGAUCUCGCGGGUGCCGGCAGGUGUACAGGGGGGUGAAUGGCCUGCGCUUCCGGCCAGCGGGGCCCGGCGCUACCGUUAGGCUGGGGGGCUUUGCUUCCGCGUCCCUCAAGUACGUUGCCGCCCAGCAAUUUGGCACUGACACCUUCUUUGGUAUCUGGACUUGCCUCGGGGCCCCGAUCAGGGGUUACUCCGUUUUUCCUGCAGAGGAAGAGGUGCUGAUCCCCCCUUUUGAGACUUUCCAGGUGAUCAAUGCCAGCCGACCUGCCCAAGGUCCGGCACGCAUCUAUCUGCGCGCUCUGGGCAAACGCAGCACAUACAAUUGCGAAUACAUCAAAGAAAAGAGGUGCAGAUCGGGGCCCUGCAAGUUGGAUAGCUCAGCUCACUGUGCCAAUCUCUGCAUUUCAUCUCCAUGUCCUCACACUGCUCCUAAAUCUUUUCCUCCCGUAGCCCCGGGGCCCGUCUCUGCCUCCUGUUCUCUAAUGCUGCUGCUCUGGCUCCUUGUGCUGAGGGCCCUUCCAGAGAAUCCAGGCCUCCUGUGACCUACCAGAUGUUGAACCGGCCCUACCUGAGGAAUGUUGGUCACCUGUGCGCUUUAAGUAUAGCAGGAUCCUGGUGAAUCAGUCUAUCUGCAGGGACUUCUGGGACCUUCUAUGGCAAUGACCUUCCAGACUUGGUGACGGUGGAGACACAGAAGAGAAUUUGGAGACUGAAUCUGGUUUAGAGCUGUAGGAGUGGGACUUACUGGAGGUCAGAGGAUUCUAGGACAGGCAGAGACUUACUUGGAGCCAGAAGACGUCAACUCAUUGUGGGUGAUGAUGCAGGAGAGCACUUGGCCAUGUAGGGAUAUGCUGGGGUCACUUAAUUUUUCCUAUGGCUACCUGGAAAGUUUUGCCACCUGGCUAGGUUAGAGUACCUAUUGGUCCCUGAGCAUUUCCUAGGUCAAACUGAGCUUCUUAUGGGUAAGGAAUGGGAAGAAGGCACAAAGAAAUUGCCAGAAGCUGUGUGACAGUAAGAAAGCAACCGAUCAUAUCAGUGGUGAUUCCUGCACCCCCCCUACCUGGGCCACUCUUGAGCUCUGUAUAUGUCAGUGUGUGAGAUAGGGUGGCUGUGUCUCACUGUAAGGAUGGACAGCAGGGAAAAUGACGGAGAAAGUAUUAGACCCUCUCUCAGGGUCCUGUGAAAUCUCAGAAAGGUCAUUUCUGGGCUGGUGAGUAAGGGUGCUCGUCACCAAACCUGAUAACUUGAGUUUGGUCCCUGGAUCUCACAUGGCAGAGGGAGAGAACCGACGACCCACAUUGUUCUCCGACCUCCACAAAUGCACUCUGGUGCAUGAGCAUGUGCACGCACACAUACACAAUUGUGAUUUUUAAAAAAGAUACAACUCUUGCAUUGA
Mesocricetus auratus (golden hamster) is the source of this 2117-nucleotide messenger RNA. It is a transcript of the gene Art1, whose product is annotated as ADP-ribosyltransferase 1. Lineage: Eukaryota; Metazoa; Chordata; Mammalia; Rodentia; Cricetidae. The transcript is spliced from 6 exons. The record is from RefSeq and is a predicted model, not a curated record. Gene Ontology annotation, molecular function: NAD+-protein-arginine ADP-ribosyltransferase activity; NAD+ poly-ADP-ribosyltransferase activity. Bases 193 to 1263 code for a protein of 356 amino acids.